Messenger RNA from Exophiala aquamarina CBS 119918, 483 nucleotides. RefSeq lists its product as uncharacterized. NCBI's taxonomy places the organism in Eukaryota, Fungi, Ascomycota, Eurotiomycetes, Chaetothyriales, Herpotrichiellaceae. Bases 1 to 483 code for a protein of 160 amino acids. The record is from RefSeq and is a predicted model, not a curated record. The transcript has a single exon.
AUGUACUUGGUGUCUACUGGUCCCAACUUUGGAACACGCGAGUCCAGGCACAUUAAUGGGGUCUAUCAGUUGACCGGGAAAGACAUACUGGCUGGCAGAGAAUUUGAAGAUAACAUUGCACUUGGUGCCUGGGGGUUUGAGUUCCAUGACGAGAACAACUCAAAUUGGGAGAGCACGUUCAAAACUCCCCCAAUGCUGCCAUUCCAAAUUCCUUUAAGAUCCUUGCAAAGUAUCGACAGAGGGAACCUGUUUGCUGCCGGGAGAUGCGCUGAUGGCGAUCAAUACGCAGGAAGUGCGGUUCGAGUGAUGGGCACGGCUCUAGCAACGGACCAAGCUGCCGGAGUUGCUGCCGGAACGUUAGCAGCUGUCAAGAGGAUGGGGGAUUGGGGCUUCAUUGAUGUACAGAGCUGUCUCACCAAACAUGGAGCGCUGCUAGACCCCACCGUCUUACCUGGACCAUUUGAGGCUAGCGACGCCAUCUAA